Penicillium mononematosum is the source of this 972-nucleotide messenger RNA. RefSeq names its product Zn(II)2Cys6 transcription factor domain-containing protein. Lineage: Eukaryota; Fungi; Ascomycota; Eurotiomycetes; Eurotiales; Aspergillaceae. Gene Ontology annotation, biological process: regulation of DNA-templated transcription. The record is from RefSeq and is a predicted model, not a curated record. Gene Ontology annotation, molecular function: DNA-binding transcription factor activity, RNA polymerase II-specific; zinc ion binding. Bases 1 to 972 code for a protein of 323 amino acids. The transcript has 2 exons.
AUGUUACCCAUUGUGCGCAGCGCAUGCGAACCAUGUCAUGAGCGUAAGAUUCGCUGCCUGAUCCCUCCUCAUGGAGGAUCUUGUCAGGCCUGUAUGACCUCCCGGCGCCAAUGUUACUUUCUACCCAGGCACAAGGCUGGUCGUCCCCGGAGGGGCAGUCGAACCUUAUCAAGCACCCUCUCGAGUCGACACACCACCCCUCCUCUUCCAGACCCUCCAACAGACAACGAGGUGACUGAGCUAUCUCAUGACCAUGAGUGGCAUACGACUUCAACACUGCCAUCCUUUAUGAACAAUGCUUUACCCACCAGCGACGUCUCUUUGCCUGCCGACUUGCAAACUUUUACGAGCGCUCCCUCUUCCCACCCCACUAUUAUUCCCGAUUAUUUCUCGACCAAUGACAACGUUGGUUUUCAGCCCCAGCCCCAAAGCAAUGGCAACAGCGAAAGCGGGCUAUCGUGCGGUCCGCUGACGGGAUCAUUAUCCGACUCAAGUGGAGCAAGUCUCUUUCCUAGGAUUUACCCCCUUGGCCAGGGUCAUUCCCGCGUUAUGGGGACACCAGAAGCGUCGACUGGGACCGGUGGGAUCAAACCUCGGUCUCCCCUUACACAACAUCUCGUCCUCAUUCUCCGCGCAAUUGAUGUCCUCUGCGACUUGUGCGCAGCCUUCGUCAGUGAGAAUCCGCCGCCCUGUCCCAAAAAGUCGCUCGAUCCCGCUCUGCUGGCGCUGGUGAUCGCGGCCAAUUUCAAGGUCCUCGAGGUCUGUGGCCUGCUGGUCUCUAUCACCGUCUCCGACAUGCAGAGACCCCACGAUCAACUACUCCUCAAACGCAUCGACUUUAAUCUGAUGCAGACCAAGAUCGCACUGACUUCAAUGAAGGAGCGGGAGAUGACCUCGCCGUUAGUUUUUCAGACAGCGCUUGAUCAGGCGGCGUGCAUUCAUCGGCAGAUCAUGGCCAUGACGGAGGGAUAA